Molecule: messenger RNA, 3003 nt
Organism: Coregonus clupeaformis (lake whitefish)
Lineage: Eukaryota; Metazoa; Chordata; Actinopteri; Salmoniformes; Salmonidae
Product: cytosolic carboxypeptidase 2
Exons: 23
Coding region: 143-2815 (890 amino acids)
Biological process (GO): proteolysis
Molecular function (GO): metallocarboxypeptidase activity; zinc ion binding
Source: RefSeq, a predicted model, not a curated record
CAUUUUCCGCUCUGCAGUCUUCACCUGAAACAACACGCUGCCGAUGAUGCUAUGGCAGGCGACAAUCUUGAGUGAUGCAUGCGGUGACUGAUGUUGACCAAGUCCUGAAUGAAUAAAAUGAUUUACAGGGGAUGACAAUGAGAUGAGGGACAACGUUCAUGGAAGAACAUGUCACCGCUCUUUCAGCUACUCGUAUUUUGAUGAUGAAGAGGAGGAGUUGGAGGAUGAAGAACAGUUGAAGGCACCUGCAGAGGAGGAGUGUUCCCAUAAGAGUAAAGAUGUGUCACGUGUUUCUCCACUACCCAGAACCACCCAGGUGGUAUUUGAGAUCCAGUCGGGAAGGGCUGUGCCUCGCCUCAGGGAGCCCCGUCACCUGUACGGUGUGUCUGGACAUGUGUCCCAAACACUGCCACGCUGGCCCCACAAGUGGGAGGUCAUCCCGGGGGAAAUAGAGCAUAUUGAGUGGGCUCCUCCCUUCCCAGAGCCGCUGUGUGCUCAGAUGAACACCAACGAGUGGCUGAGACCAGAGUCUGAAGAGGAAGGCACUGUCGUGUAUGACACACAGAGAGAUGGGAGGGAGGACUACUCCAUUGAUUCCACUGCGCCAGUCAAGCUCAAUCAAGCGCACCUGGAAAGAAACAAAUGCUAUUUGCACCCAGAUAAGGAUAACUACUUCCUGGGUUCUCGUGUGGGGGGCCGUCGCUCCUCCCUGACCGCUGCUGCUGUGUCUCUCUCUGGACCCGAUGACAUCACUCUGCUGUUUGAGGGACGCUUCGAGAGUGGCAACCUGCUGAAAGCAACAAGGGUUGGUGAAUUUGAUUACGAGCUCUCCCUGCGGACGGACCUGUACACGGAGAAGCACACUCAGUGGUUCUACUUCCGGGUGAGGAACACGAGGGCAGGGGUGCUUUACCGCUUCACCAUCACCAACCUGCUGAAGGUGACCAGUCUGUAUGAAGAGGGCCAGCUGCCUCUGCUCUACUCUGAGGAGGAGGCCCGUGUCCAGGGGGUGGGCUGGCAUCGCGUGGGCCAACAGGUCUCCUACCAACGUAACGGACGCCAACACGCCAACCAGCCCUGCUACUCCCUCUCCUGGACCUUCUGCUUCCCUUAUGACCAGGAUACCUGUUACCUGGCCCACUGCUACCCUUACACCUACUCCAACCUGUGGGCCCACCUGUCCGAGAUCGAGCGGGACCCCCGCCGCUCGCGGUUCUGUAAGGUGCGGACCCUGUGCCGGUCGCUUGCGGGUAACCUGGUUCCGGUGCUGACGGUGACCAACCCAUCCCACCGAGAGGACAGGAGUCACAAGCCUGCUGUGGUGCUGACCGCCCGGAUACACCCCGGGGAGACCAACAGCUCCUGGGUGAUGAAGGGCGUCCUGAACUUCCUGCUGGGAGACUCUCCGGACGCGGCGCUGCUCCGAGAUGCCUUCGUCUUCAAGCUGGUGCCCAUGCUGAACCCGGACGGGGUCAUAGUAGGUAACUACCGCUGCUCGCUGGCCGGACGAGACCUCAACCGUAGCUACAAGUCCAUCCUCAGAGAAUCCUUCCCUACCGUGUGGGCCACGCACACCAUGGUCCAGAGACUGUGUGAGGAGCGUAAGGUGCUGCUGUACUGUGAUCUCCAUGGACACAGCCGUAAACACAACGUCUUCACCUACGGCUGUGAGAAACCCCGGUCCGCUGACAGACACCCUCACGAACGAGUCUUCUCUCUGAUGCUCAGCAAGAAUUGCCCUGACAUGUUCUCGUUCGGGAGCUGUAAAUUCAAGGCACAGCGCAGUAAGGAGGGAACAGGCAGAGUGUCUCUGUGGAGGCUGGGGGUCCUCAACUCCUUCACCCUGGAGACAUCCUUCUGUGGCUCCAACAUCGGUAAGAGGAAGGGGACCCAUUUCAGCACUCAGGACCUGGAGAUGUUGGGGGCUCAGUUCUGUGACACACUACUGGACUACUGUGACCCGGACCGGACAAAGUACAGCACGUGUUUGAGAGAGCUACAGGAGAUUAUGAGACAGGAGGCAGGUCUGCCAAUAGACAAUGAGCCUACAGAUACUUUACUGACUGACCACGAGGCCAGCGCCAGUGGAUCCAACAGCUCCCAGACAGACGGACCUCCUGCUCACCUCCAGGCCUUCAACAAGAUGGUGUCCCGUAAGAAGCUGAAGUCCAAGAAGGAGAGGAACAGAUCUCACCUGGUCAGGGUCAGGGAGGAGAAGGGGGAAAAUGGUGUCAAAGGGACGUUGGAGAAAAGCAAAUAUGUAUUGAAGCCUUUAAAGGCUCCUCCAGUAGUGCCCAGGAGGGAGCCUCCAAAAUGGAGGGAGAGACAACUGGUCCCGCCUGAGCCCAGUCCUCCAGAUAAGAAGGUGUCUGUCCUAUACUUUGUCUUUGACACCAAGAGGCCGGCCAUGACAUCGAAGUCGGAGUACCUGCAGCACCUGAUGGCUGAUUAUGUGAGGAGCAGGAUGCAGUUUACCCUCAAUGGUAGAGCUACGACUGGGGUCCUGGCCAGUGCCCCCAGGCCACCCGCCCGCCCCCCCACCAUGUGCCGUCCUUCCUGCGUCCCACCCUGCCCCCCUCACAGCUGCCCCGGGACAACAGAGACGGGGAGCGGCUGCCCGGCCUGGCUAACCUGCCUGCAGGAGACAAGUCCAUCAGAAGGCUCUCCCCAGUCCAGUGGAGAGGACCCAAGUCCUAUACCGCCCCAUCCAGCCUGCAACUUCCAUCCAACAGUCAGGAGAAGUGCAGCACAGCUCAGGGACACCAGUGUAAAUGCCACCUAUGGCACUGCUAGGGCUGAAGGAGGACAGAGCUGAGAGGACAACAACAGGAAGACCAAGGAUAUCAGAGACAGCCACUAGAACAUACAUGGGCUUUAUUCUCCACAGACAGACAGACGAGCAGCAGAUAUACCAGGACCUCACACAGUAACCCUAGUUCUACCUGUCCAAGAGCACUCAUUAAACGUGCUGUCAUUUGAUUGUUGUGCAGUUUACAAGCUUUA